CUUGUGUUUUCUCAGGAUCUGGUUUAUGAUCUGGUUCUUGGCUCUAAGUGUAACAUGUCAUGUGACAGUGAAGGACUUGGUACAGUAAAUAUUUGCAUUAUUAGCUCAGCUCAGCAGUCCUCAAGUAGCAGCCUUUUGCUAUUAAAACAACCGUCUCUCACUCUUUGUGAGUUAGACUGAAGUCAGAAUCUGCCUGUUUUGAGACAACCCUGUUUAAAAUGAACUUUGCGUUAUCAUGCCAUCAUACUUUGCACUCUCACAAUGUCAGAUUUAUGUAGAUUAGAUAACUAUAUCUAAUCUAUGGCUUCUAGCAAUUCAAAGCUUUCUCUUCUUCUCUUCUCUUUGGACACUUUCUCAGGCAUGCUAGAUAUGCUCUUGGCUAGAGUGAAAGCACAAAAAAAAUGUAAUGCUGUUUAGAGUCCUUCAAUCUGUUGCUACUUUAAUGGUUGGAGUGGUUUGUAAGGUUAAACCAUGUGUAUCUACAUACAUGAGCAAACAUGAGAUGAUGUGUAAAAUGAAUAUUAAGAACAUUAUUUCAGUCUAACAUCAGAAGAUAGAUAGAUAGAUAGAUGGCAUUCAGUAGUACACUUUGCUUUUUUGUAGAAGUUUGCAAUGCCAUUACUCAUUCAUUCAUUUAUCUUUAGUAAGUGCUUCCAUGGAAAACUCUUUUCAACAUCUGAGCUGUUUGUUUCUGUGCAAGGCUCAAUGGCUUUAGUGUCUGCAGAUACCAAAAUUGCUGAGCUGCUGAAUGAGCUCCAUCAACUAAUCAAACAAACUCAGGAGGAGCGCUCACGCAGUGAACACAACCUACUGAACAUCCAGAAGACACAUGAAAGGAUGCAGACAGAAAACAAAACUUCUCCAUACUAUCGGACAAAGCUGCGUGGACUGUACACCACAGCAAAAGCAGAUGCAGAGGCUGAAUGCAGUAUAUUGCGCCAUGCUCUUGACAAGAUUGCAGAAAUUAAAUCACUACUGGAGGAGAGACGUAUUGCUGCACGGAUGGCAGGGGUGUACAAUGACAGCGACCCACCCAGGAAGACCAUGCGCAGAGGUGUUCUGAUGACCCUGUUACAGCAAUCUGCAAUGACGCUUCCUCUAUGGAUUGGCAAACCAGGUGAAAGUCCACCCCCUCUGUGUGGAGCGAUGCCUGCGAGCAGUGACUACGUGGCUAAGCAGGGUGAUAAGGUGGCAGCUCGGGUGAAGGCUGUGGAUGGUGAUGAACAGUGGAUUCUGGCUGAAGUGGUCAGCUACAACCACUCCACCAACAAGUAUGAAGUGGAUGACAUUGACGAGGAAGGAAAGGAGAGACACACUCUAAGUCGAAGAAGAAUCAUCCCACUGCCACAGUGGAAAGCCAACCCAGAGACAGACCCUGAGGCACUGUUCAGCAAAGAUCAGCUGGUGCUGGCUCUCUACCCACAAACCACCUGCUUCUACAGAGCCCUGAUUCAUAACCCCCCACACCGGCCCCAGGAUGACUACUCGGUGCUGUUUGAAGACACGUCCUAUGCAGACGGCUACUCACCGCCUCUCAACGUAGCCCAAAGAUACGUAGUGGCCUGCAAGGAGAACAAGAAAAAGUGAGGAAGAGGAUUGAGUGGAUGGAGAUCUGGACCUGAUUAAGUGGUCUUUAAGUAGGAGGACUGAUGUAGAAUCAGACUUCUGCUGCAUAUAGUCACUACGUCACCAAAUGCAUCUGAGACCAGGACUCAAUCUGAAAUGACUGAAUACCAGCUCCGAUGAAAACGUACCUGGGAUGGCCUAAAUAUGUGUUUAUAUUUGUACAUGACUCUUGGAUUAUCAUUGGUAUGAAUGGUGAAAUAGCAUAAUUUGUGGUAUGUGUAGAUCAUAUGUUUUUUGUACAACAUUCCUGUCAGUGUGGGGCCAAAGAAAAGGACUGCAGAUAUACAUUUUAACAAAAUAAAAGAGAAAAAAAUUUUCAAGA
Molecule: messenger RNA, 1948 nt
Organism: Pangasianodon hypophthalmus (striped catfish)
Lineage: Eukaryota; Metazoa; Chordata; Actinopteri; Siluriformes; Pangasiidae
Gene: sgf29
Product: SAGA complex associated factor 29
Exons: 11
Coding region: 613-1587 (324 amino acids)
Cellular component (GO): SAGA complex
Source: RefSeq, a predicted model, not a curated record